GUACUGUUACUAAAACCAUCUGGCAGUUCUAUUUUGAUUAACACGUUAUAUAAAUACAUGAUUUAAUAACACCACAAUACCUUAAUAUUUUAUAGCCAGUGAGAAGUGAAGGACUUUAAUUCUAAUUUAUAAAAAAAUGAAGUUUCUUCUGGUAAUAAGUCUUCUUUGUGUCGUUCUCACUGCACAGGCUUCCGAUGAUGAUGGUACCUUAGUUCAAACUGAAAGGGGUAUGAUUAGAGGGCAUAUCCUUAAAAGUGAAAAUGGAAACAACUAUUAUGCAUUCCAAGAAAUACCAUAUGCUGCUCCCCCAGUUGGAGAAAAUAGAUAUCAAAAUCCCAAACCUCCAAAUGCUUGGCCUGGAAUCUUGGAUACAACCAAAAAUACCAAAGUUUGCUAUCAGACAGUUGUUAAGUAUAGUAACCUAGAAAUUAGCGAAGACUGCUUAUACGUGAACGUAUACACCCCCCAAAAACCUGGAUCUGAUGAUCUUCUACCCGUGUUACUCUGGAUACAUGGUGGAGCAUUCCAAAAUGAAUCCAGUACUUAUGAGUACUAUGGUCCGAAGUAUAUUAUGGAUCAUGGCGUUGUUGUGGUUACUUUUAACUACAGAUUGGGACCAUUUGGAUUUGUCGGUACCCAGGACGGAGUAAUUCCACUUAAUCUCGGUUUAAAAGACCAGCGAUUUGCUAUAGAAUGGGUCAACAGAAAUAUUCAUCUUUUUGGUGGAAAUCCAGAGCAUGUGGUGUUGGUAGGCGAAAGUGCUGGAUCCAUGUCUGUGGGGUAUCACUUAAUGGGACCAUGGGAGGAAGACAAACAACUUUUCCAUGGAGUUAUUAUGCAAAGUGGGACACCAGUUGCCGGACAGCUAGUGCAAGAUUUAGACGCUACAACAGCAACUGCAUUGCAAUUGGGUAGAAGAGUAAAUCCAUCAUUUGCUUCCAACGACACUAAGGAACUUUUGCAAGUACUUCAAAAAGCUGACGCAAAAGAUAUAGUUUACUCUGGUAUACCAGGCGGCGUUGCUACUGAAGACUCCGGUCCAUUUUCCUACCAAGGUUUUCAAGCAUUUUUGGACGGAAACUACAAAAAGGUUCCUGUUAUAAUUGGAUUUAACUCAGAAGAAUGGGGAUUCAUAGCUUUUGGGACAAGUGAAGAAACUUUAAAAGAAUUAGAUCAAAAUCCUAGUAAUCUAGUCGCGACUGGGCUAAAUACUUCUCCAGAAAACAGAUCAGUUGCUGGAGAAUUGUUAAAAGAAGUAUAUACACACAAUACAAGCUUUGCUGGAAAUAUGGGAUAUUUUGUUAGGUAUACGAGCGACCGUAUGUUCACAACAGGAACAUGCAAACAAGUUGAAUUGGCGUCUACAUCAGUGCCGUACUACUUCUACCAGUUUUCUUACAAAGGAUAUUUAGGAGGAGCUAUGGACAUGAUACCAAAAUUGCCACCAGGUUGUGAGAUAGUUGUUCAUGCCGAAGAUCUUCACUAUAUGUGGGAUGAUGGUAGCAACAGUGACCUUAGUAAAUUCCCCGAAGAAGAUCGUUUAAUGUUACAUCAAUACGUCGUUAUGUGGACUAAUUUCGUUAAAUAUUUAAAUCCCACACCAAUAGAAGUUCCAUUGUUAAAUAAUUUUAUCUGGUUACCUUCGGAGCCCAAAACUCUUCGAUAUAUGAACAUUAACACAACAUUUGAAAUGCUCGAACAGCCAAGACAAUAUCCUCAAGUAAAGCAGAUAUUAGAGGAAUAUAUGGAACCACCUUACAAUGUUUUUGGAUGAAAAUGAUGAUUUACUACAUAUAUUAAAAUAUUUUUAAAUUCAAUUUUCUUUAUUUUAAUUGUAUGAUAAAAGAUAAUAAAGUAUUUUAUAUCAC
Messenger RNA from Diabrotica balteata, 1868 nucleotides. The record is from the annotation of a GenBank genome assembly. Lineage: Eukaryota; Metazoa; Arthropoda; Insecta; Coleoptera; Chrysomelidae.